UUGUAAAUCUCAAAUUCUCUAGAGAAACAAAAACAUGGAAACAAUGGAACAAAGGCUUGUCUCAACUUGGUCUAAUGUUAAUUCCUCUGUUCCACCUUCUUAUGUUCAACCAUUAGAAUCUAGACCUGGUAAGGUCAUAAGUCCUUCAAGUAGGGCAAUACCCUUGAUUGAUCUUGGAGGACAUGAUCGUGCUCAUACCAUAAUUCACAUUUUGAAUGCCUCUCAAGAAUAUGGCUUUUUCCAGGUGGUCAACCAUGGAGUUUCCAAGGAUUUAAUGGAUGAAGCACUUAAUAUUUUUAAAGAAUUCCAUGCCAUGGCUCCAAAGGAAAAGGUAAAUGAAUGCUCUAAAGAUCCAAAUGGGAUUAAUUGCAAGCUCUAUACAAGUAGUGAGAAUUAUAGAAAAGAUGCAAUUCAAUAUUGGAAGGACACAUUGACACACCCUUGUCCUCCAUCAGGAGAAUACAUGGAGUAUUGGCCUCAGAAACCACCUAAAUAUCGUGAGGUUGUUGGUAAAUAUACACAAGAAUUGAACAAAUUGGGCCUUAAAAUUUUGGAGAUGCUUUGUGAAGGGUUAGGGCUUAACAAAGGAUAUUUUUGUGGUGAACUUAGUGAAAAUCCAGUAAUACUAGUUCAUCACUACCCUCCUUGCCCUGACCCAAGUUUAACUUUGGGCCUAGCCAAACAUAGAGACCCAAAUAUUAUCACUAUUCUACUUCAAGAUCAAGAGGUACAUGGACUUCAAGUACUCAAAGAUGAUCAAUGGAUUCCAGUUGAGCCUAUUCCCAAUGCUUUUGUUGUUAACAUUGGUUUAAUCUUGCAGAUAAUCACUAAUGGAAAGCUUCUUGGAGCUGAGCAUCGAGUUGUGACAAAUUCAAAAAGUGCACGAACAUCUAUUGCAUAUUUCAUCUAUCCAUCAUUUUCAAAAAUCAUAGAACCUGCAAAAGAAUUGGUAGAUGAAAUCUCUCCUCCAAUAUAUAAAUCAAUGUCAUUUGGAGAAUUCCGUAAAAAAUUCUAUGACAAGGGUCCCAAGAUUGAACAAGUGUUGAAAUCUUAAUUGUCCAAACAUAUUUUCAUGAGGAACAUUAACACCAUGGAUGAGUAGAUUUCAAAUUAAAAAAGAAAAAUAAGAAAAAAAGGAUUUGAGAGAGAACUUAGGUAUUUCUCUUAUAUGAACAACCAUAGAAAUAUUGGUAUAAAGAAUUUUGUAUGUUAGACCAUAAAAUUUUCUAUCUAUAUCUAUUAUGCAUAAUUACAGUUGAAAUGUAACUUUUGUCAUUAGUACACUCA
Cicer arietinum (chickpea) is the source of this 1287-nucleotide messenger RNA. Its product is annotated as hyoscyamine 6-dioxygenase-like. The record is from RefSeq and is a predicted model, not a curated record. Lineage: Eukaryota; Viridiplantae; Streptophyta; Magnoliopsida; Fabales; Fabaceae.